Molecule: messenger RNA, 1361 nt
Organism: Pogoniulus pusillus (Red-fronted tinkerbird)
Lineage: Eukaryota; Metazoa; Chordata; Aves; Piciformes; Lybiidae
Gene: HROB
Product: homologous recombination factor with OB-fold
Exons: 11
Coding region: 1-1140 (379 amino acids)
Biological process (GO): recombinational repair
Source: RefSeq, a predicted model, not a curated record
AUGGCGCAAGCUGUCGGGGCACGGUGCCCCCCCCCAACUCCGCUGCACCGACCCCCUCCCAGCACUAGACCCCCCCUCACGGCACGAACCUCCCCAUUGCUGGCCCGGGACCCCUCCCCACGGCACGGACCUCCCCCCCGCGCACCUCCCGGCCCUGCCCACGGCGCGGACGCCCCCCCCGGCCCCGAGGCGGAGCCGCCCCCGGCCCCGCGCAGCGCGGGGCGCUUGAAGCGGCCGCUCCGGCCCCGGCGCCGCCGGUUCGCCUCUCGGCUCCCGCACUUCCGCCCCCCUGCCAUGGCCUGCCGCCUCCAGAAGCUGUUCGGGGCCGACGGGGACUUGGCCGACGAGCACUCUGGGAAGCUGCUGGAUGAGAUCCUUGUUUCUGCUCCUCAGACUCCAGCUCAUGGGGCCCUGGCAAAGCCACGGGCAGAGGUACUGCCCAGCUCCUCGCCGCCCACAGAAGAUUUUGGGAAGGGCCCCUGGCUUGCCAUGAAGGCAGAGCUGAAGCUGGACGAGAGGGAUCCCAGCUGCUUCCUCAGGACCUACAGUGUGGUCAUGGUGCUGCGGAAGGCAGCCUUGAAGCAGCUCCCAAAGAACAAGGUGCCCAGCAUGGCAGUGAUGAUCAAGACCUUGACCAGGACCAACGUUGAUGCUGGUGCUGUGUUCAGGGACCCGACUGGAGAGAUGCAGGGCACAGUGCAUCGCCUGCUGCUGGAGGAGCGACAGGGAGAGCUCCGGCCUGGCUCCGUGCUGCUGCUGAGGCAGGUGGGUGUCUUCUCCCCGUCCCACCGCAACCACUACCUCAACGUCACCCCCAACAACCUGCUCAAGAUCUACCCACCAGAGCCUGAGGGCAGCUUCUUGCAGCAGGAGGUCCAUGCCCAGGCUGGGCUGCUCCCAGACCAUCCCACGCAGCCCCCACAGGGUGUCCCUGCUGCUGGAGACUGGGGACAAAUGAGGGCAGGUGCCUGUGGCACAGAGCAGGCUUCUGGGGGCUUGUCCCUGCACUCUCAGAGCCCCAGGCCUGGGCAAGAAGAGCUGGUGAGAGCUGAUGGCUGUGACAUGGAUGACCUGGACGGGCUCCUGGGUGAGCUGCCAGAGGACUUCUUCUCCGCUCCAGCCCAGGCUGACUGCUGCUGACCUUGGGGGGCUGUGGUGGCACCAAGGAAAGGGUGACUGCUGGCAGGGCCUGGGCUGCACUGUGGCAUAUCAGGGAGGCUGAGCACAGUGCCCCUCCUGCUCCUCUCUCUGUCCUCUGCUGUGCUUGUGCUGGGGCCAUGGCCUCAGUGUCUUCACCCUCCUGGGGCAGGCUGGCUCCUCUUGGCUCCCAAACCUGCAUUAAAGGGCUGUUCUGUUCCUGC